This is a messenger RNA of Cyclopterus lumpus (lumpfish), 2174 nucleotides long. Its product is annotated as KIAA1841 ortholog. NCBI's taxonomy places the organism in Eukaryota, Metazoa, Chordata, Actinopteri, Perciformes, Cyclopteridae. The transcript has 20 exons. Bases 1 to 2166 code for a protein of 721 amino acids. The record is from RefSeq and is a predicted model, not a curated record.
AUGAGCCGCUUCUGCUCGGACAACAACAACUUUCCCUAUGACAACAACGUCCUAGUACUGGACAUGGUGCUGGGCUCUCUGUGGGGUGUGCCCCAGCCCAUAAACUGGGACAAUGUAGCCAAGCUAGUUCCAGGAUUCACUCCCAAGGAGUGUGCCCGUCGAUUUGAGGAGCUGAAGAGCGCCGGGGGUUUUCUUCACGUGGACAACCACUGUAACGACCUGACAGAAGGGACCACCUCGCCUUCUGACGGCCUGACCGCGCUACUGGACGCUGGGGAGGUGGUGGAGACAGGAGGCAGCCAUGGCAGCAGCAUGGUUACAGCAGGCUCCAAAUCGGCGCCCACAGGCAGGGUUGGUGCUGUGGAGAAGAAAGAGAGAAGAGUCUCAGCAGCAGAGGAGGAUGACAAACCUCCGAAGCUCCAAGAUCCCAACAUGGUCAUCCAUGUGUGCGACGAGACUAAGAACCUGAAGCAGGACUUCACUUGUCCAAGAGAUCUCCUGGUCAAAGAGAUGCGUUACUUUGCAGAGUACUUGUCUGUGGACCUCCAGAGGUGGGAGGAGGUGGACAUCUCCGUCCACUGUGACGUGCAGAUCUUCGACUGGCUCAUGAACUACGUCAGGAGGAACUCUGCAGGGGAGGGGAACAAGGACAAACCCCGCCUCGAGCCCAGCAAUGUGAUCUCAAUCCUGAUCUCCUCCGAGUUCUUGAAGAUGGAUACGUUAGUGGAGGAGUGCAUCCAGUACUGCCACAAACACAUGAGCGCCAUCGUGGCCACACCCUGCAACAUGAACUGCAUCAACAGCAACUUGGCGACGCGCAUCGCCGAGCUCUUUAGCCACAACGAGGCCGACGACAUCAGGGACAAAAAAGACAAGUUCAAGAGCAAAUUGUUUCAGAAGAAAAUUGAGCGUCUCUUCGAUCCAAACUACCGGGGCAGAGAUUCACCGGGAAACGCCUCCACUCUCUACAGGUGCGGUCUGUGCCUCAAGCUGCUGACCAAAGACACGGAGAGGAAGAUUUCUUGCGUUCCAGGGAAAAUCAACAUUGAUGCUCGCGGAGAGAUCGUCUAUUCGCACUCUAAGCAGAAGAGCUGGGAUGUGCACGAAUACAUCCCCGGCCUGUAUGAGGAGCUCAAGUCCUGGGUCCUGGUCUACUGGAGAAUCUGGGGUACCAUCAACUACCUGACCUGCUCCCGAUGCCAGCAGCUGUUUGUGUGUGCAGAGCUGACCCAUUGCAAGUACCACCCAGACAGUGUGCUGUACAUGGGUACUGAGAAAGGCUGGCAUGGUGCAGGAAUGUACCCUUGCUGCAACCAGAGGGUUCUCCGCUUUGACCCGUCCGGUAUGCCCAAGGGCUGUAAGAUGCGCGACCACAUAGUGAACGUCCCCGAUGACGAGACCUGCGACGAGGUGACCUCGACCCAGACCAGAGUCCUCAAUGACCUGCUGCUGCACAGAGACGCAGUGUGUUUGUCACACACACCGCCUGCAGAGGGUUCUGAUGAGAGUCCAUCCAGUGCAGGAAAGGUUCAGGACUGCGAGGUCCUCUUGGAGCCAACACUGCUGGGACCUCUGAGAGGUGACGGCAGCACCUUUUCCCUUUUGAAAAACUGGAGUCUGCAACUGAGGCAGCAGACUCUCCUGUCAGAGGAUGAGGAGUACACCACGGGGUCAGAGGUCACCGAGGAUGAGGUGGGGGACGAAGAGGAGCUGUCCAAGAAACAAGCUGCUAAGAAGGCCAAGAAGGCCCACAGACCUCUGAGAAAACAAAUGUCCUCUCCAAACUUCCAGCGCAAAGACAAAGCAGAGAAAACACUGUCCCGGGACAACACACCUUUCACAGUGAGUGCCCAGAAGAAUAAGUGGGACAGUUCUCGCUCCAUGCGAUACAACCAGGACGCUCAGAGGGAAGAAGACCAGCGUCGUAUGGUGGAGAUCAUCGGCUACCUGACGAAGAUGAGGUUUGGAGAACAGGAGUCGAGCAAAUCAAAGGACACAAAAGAGGGGGUAUCUACUCCAGACUGGAAGCGCAAUUUAAGAGUGGCGCUCAAGCCAGACAGAGUUCAGAGAAGACACCUAGAUCUAAAAUACGCUACGCUCAGAUCCGGACAACUUAAAGAACCCGAUGGGGAAAAGGCUGCCGAGCUGUCUAAGAGACGGGCAUGAAAACUGAC